AUGGGGUGCCAUGUUGCUACCAGCUGCCACGUGGCCUGGCUUUUGGUGCUGAUCUCUGGAUGCUGGGGCCAGGUGAACCGGCUGCCCUUCUUCACCAACCACUUCUUUGAUACAUACCUGCUGAUCAGCGAGGACACGCCUGUGGGUUCUUCUGUGACCCAGUUGCUGGCCCGAGACAUGGACAAUGACCCCCUGGUGUUUGGCGUGUCUGGGGAGGAGGCCUCUCGCUUCUUUGCAGUGGAGCCUGACACCGGCGUGGUGUGGCUCCGGCAGCCACUGGACAGAGAGACCAAGUCAGAGUUCACCGUGGAGUUCUCUGUCAGCGACCACCAGGGGGUGAUCACACGGAAGGUGAACAUCCAGGUCGGGGAUGUGAAUGACAACGCACCCACAUUUCACAAUCAGCCCUACAGCGUCCGCAUCCCUGAGAAUACACCGGUGGGGACGCCCAUCUUCAUCGUGAAUGCCACAGAUCCCGACUUGGGGGCAGGGGGCAGCGUCCUCUACUCCUUCCAGCCCCCCUCCCAAUUCUUCGCCAUUGACAGUGCCCGCGGUAUCGUCACAGUGAUCCGGGAGCUGGACUACGAGACCACACAGGCCUACCAGCUCACGGUCAACGCCACAGAUCAAGAUAAGACCAGGCCUCUGUCCACCCUGGCCAACUUGGCCAUCAUCAUCACAGACGUCCAGGACAUGGACCCCAUCUUCAUCAACCUGCCUUACAGCACCAACAUCUACGAGCAUUCUCCUCCGGGCACGACGGUGCGCAUCAUCACCGCCAUAGACCAGGAUAAAGGACGUCCCCGGGGCAUUGGCUACACCAUUGUUUCAGGGAAUACCAACAGCAUCUUUGCCCUGGACUACAUCAGUGGAGCACUGACCUUGAAUGGCCUGCUGGACCGGGAGAACCCCCUGUACAGCCAUGGCUUCAUCCUGACUGUGAAGGGCACGGAGCUGAACGAUGACCGCACCCCAUCUGACGCUACAGUCACCACGACCUUCAAUAUCCUGGUUAUUGACAUCAAUGACAACGCCCCGGAGUUCAACAGCUCCGAGUACAGUGUGGCCAUCACUGAGCUGGCACAAGUCGGCUUUGCCCUUCCACUCUUCAUCCAGGUGGUGGACAAGGAUGAGAACUUGGGCCUGAACAGCAUGUUUGAGGUGUAUCUGGUGGGGAACAACUCCCACCACUUCAUCAUCUCCCCGACCUCCGUCCAAGGGAAGGCGGACAUUCGUAUUCGGGUGGCCAUCCCACUGGACUACGAGACCGUGGACCGCUACGACUUUGAUCUCUUUGCCAAUGAGAGUGUGCCUGACCAUGUGGGCUAUGCCAAGGUGAAGAUCACUCUCAUCAAUGAAAAUGACAACCGGCCCAUCUUCAGCCAGCCACUGUACAACAUCAGCCUGUACGAGAACGUCACCGUGGGGACCUCUGUGCUGACAGUCUUGGCAACAGAUAAUGAUGCAGGCACCUUUGGGGAAGUCAACUAUUUCUUCAGUGAUGACCCAGACAGAUUCUCGCUGGACAAGGACACGGGACUCAUCAUGCUGAUUGCCAGGCUGGACUAUGAGCUCAUCCAGCGCUUCACCCUGACGAUCAUUGCCCGGGACGGGGGCGGCGAGGAGACCACAGGCCGGGUCAGGAUCAAUGUGUUGGAUGUCAACGACAAUGUGCCCACCUUCCAGAAAGAUGCUUAUGUGGGUGCUCUGCGGGAGAACGAGCCUUCUGUCACACAGCUGGUGCGGCUCCGGGCAACAGAUGAAGAUUCCCCUCCCAACAACCAGAUCACCUACAGCAUUGUCAGUGCGUCUGCCUUUGGCAGCUACUUCGACAUCAGCCUGUACGAGGGCUAUGGAGUGAUCAGCGUCAGUCGCCCCCUGGAUUAUGAACAGAUAUCCAAUGGGCUGAUUUAUCUGACAGUCAUGGCCAAGGAUGCUGGAAACCCCCCUCUCAACAGCACCGUCCCUGUCACCAUCGAGGUAUUUGAUGAGAAUGACAACCCUCCCACCUUCAGCAAGCCCGCCUACUUCGUCUCCGUGGUGGAGAACAUCAUGGCAGGAGCCACGGUGCUGUUCCUAAAUGCCACAGACCUGGACCGCUCUCGGGAGUACGGCCAGGAGUCCAUCAUCUACUCCUUGGAAGGCUCCGCCCAGUUUCGGAUCAACGCCCGCUCAGGGGAAAUCACCACCACGUCUCUGCUUGACCGAGAGACCAAGUCUGAAUACAUCCUGAUUGUUCGCGCAGUGGACGGGGGUGUGGGCCACAACCAGAAAACUGGCAUCGCCACCGUAAACAUCACCCUCCUGGACAUCAACGACAACCACCCCAUGUGGAAGGACGCACCCUACUACAUCAACCUGGUGGAGAUGACCCCCCCAGACUCUGACGUGACCACGGUGGUGGCUGUGGACCCAGACCUGGGGGAGAAUGGCACUCUGGUGUACAGCAUCCAGCCACCCAACAAGUUCUACAGCCUCAACAGCACCACAGGCAAGAUCCGCACCACCCAUGCCAUGCUGGACCGGGAGAACCCUGACCCCCACGAGGCUGAGCUGAUGCGCAAAAUCGUCGUCUCUGUCACUGACUGUGGCAGGCCCCCUCUGAGAGCCACCAGCAGUGCCACAGUGUUUGUGAACCUCUUGGAUCUCAAUGACAAUGACCCCACCUUUCAGAACCUGCCUUUUGUAGCUGAGGUGCUUGAAGGCACCCCUGCAGGGGUCUCCAUCUACCAAGUGGUGGCCAUCGACCUCGAUGAGGGCCUGAACGGCCUGGUGUCCUACCGCAUGCCGGUCGGCAUGCCCCGCAUGGACUUCCUCAUCAACAGCAGCAGCGGCAUGGUGGUCACCACCACCGAGCUGGACCGAGAGCGCAUCGCCGAGUACCAGCUGCGGGUGGUCGCCAGUGACGCAGGCACGCCCACCAAGAGCUCCACCAGCACGCUCACCAUCCACGUGCUGGAUGUGAACGACGAGAUGCCCACCUUCUUCCCGGCCGUGUACAACGUGUCCGUGUCCGAGGAUGUGCCGCGCGAGUUCCGAGUGGUCUGGCUGAACUGCACAGACAACGACGUGGGCCUCAAUGCCGAGCUCAGCUAUUUCAUCACAGGUGGCAACGUGGAUGGGAAGUUCAGCGUGGGUUACCGCGAUGCCGUUGUGAGAACCGUGGUGAGCCUGGACCGGGAGACCACAGCCGCCUACAUGCUCAUCCUGGAGGCCAUCGACAACGGCCCUGUAGGGAAGCGGCACACAGGCACAGCCACCGUGUUCGUCACUGUCCUGGACGUGAAUGACAACCGGCCCAUCUUUCUGAAGAGCAGCUAUGAGGCCAGCGUCCCCGAGGACAUCCCCGAAGGCCACAGCAUUGUGCAGCUGAAAGCCACAGACGCGGACGAGGGCGAGUUUGGGCGUGUGUGGUACCGCAUCCUCCAUGGUAACCAUGGCAACAACUUCCGAAUCCAUGUCAGCAAUGGGCUCCUGAUGCGAGGGCCCCGGCCCCUGGACCGAGAGCAGAACUCAUCCCACGUGCUGAUAGUGGAGGCCUACAACCACGACCUGGGCCCCAUGCGGAGCUCCGUCAGGGUGAUUGUGUACGUGGAGGAUGUCAACGAUGAGGCCCCCGUGUUCACACAGCAGCAGUACAGCCGUCUGGGGCUUCGAGAGACCGCAGGCAUUGGAACGUCAGUCAUCGUGGUCCGAGCCACAGACCGAGACUCUGGGGACGGUGGCCUGGUGAACUACCGCAUCCUGUCGGGCGCAGAGGGGAAGUUUGAGAUUGACGAGAGCACAGGGCUUAUCAUCACUGUGGAUUACCUGGACUACGAAACCAAGACCAGCUACAUGAUGAACGUGUCGGCCACUGACCAGGCCCCGCCCUUCAACCAGGGCUUCUGCAGCGUCUACAUCACUCUGCUCAAUGAGCUGGAUGAGGCCGUGCAGUUCUCCAACGCCUCGUACGAGGUUGCCAUCCUGGAGAAUCUCGCACUGGGUACCGAGAUUGUGCGGGUCCAAGCCUACUCCAUCGACAACCUCAACCAGAUCACGUACCGCUUCGACGCCUAUACCAGCACCCAGGCCAAAGCCCUCUUCAAGAUAGAUGCCAUCACGGUGAGGGACUGGGAGGGUGCACCAUUUCUUCCAAUCUAACCAACAUCGGUUGAGCUGCUUCUAUGUGAACCGCACUCUCCUCUUUGUCAUAAAGUGUCCUUGAGAUGGCCAAGUGUGGUGUCAUGUACUUGUAGUCCCAGCUGCUUGAGAGGCUGGGCAGGAAGACUGCUUGAGCCCAGGAGAUUGGAGGCUGCAGUGAGCUGCGUUUGCACCACUGCACUCCAACCUGGGCAAUAGAGUGAGACCUUGUCUCUCAAAAAGAAACAGAAAAAAGUCCCUGAAAUAAAUAUCCCUGUAACACACCCAUUUUCGUAUGUAGGGGUAAGAUAAAGUUUAUACCUAUG
This is a messenger RNA of Mandrillus leucophaeus (drill), 4448 nucleotides long. RefSeq names its product cadherin-related 23 (gene CDH23). Gene Ontology annotation, cellular component: plasma membrane. The record is from RefSeq and is a predicted model, not a curated record. Gene Ontology annotation, biological process: homophilic cell-cell adhesion. Gene Ontology annotation, molecular function: calcium ion binding. NCBI's taxonomy places the organism in Eukaryota, Metazoa, Chordata, Mammalia, Primates, Cercopithecidae.